CAUGCUCUCAUUUUCUGUAACGAAAACAAGGAAAGAAACACCGCAGGGUGGCUCAGUGUAGUCUGAACUGUAUAAAUAGUUGAAAGAGAAACUCUCAGCGGCAACUAUCGAUGAAUGUUAUGAAACUAACAGUUGACUUUUAUUUCAGUUCCCUUAAUUUAAAUAGAGUGAAGGGAAGUUUGCAGGGCGGACGGGUUUUUUAUUCUUGAAACUCCUAGCAUUCUGGUUGUAAUGUUAAUCGAACUCUGGUUUAAUUAAGUGGAAGUUACUUUCUACUCUUUGGCAAAUAGUUCGCCAAAUAGCUGAACUAGAACACAGCUUUUAUUGUUCUUCCAGGAACUUUUACUCAUUUCUUCCACUGUCACCAUGGAUUCGAGCAACCCAGGAACAACAGUGCUUUUAGCUUUGCUAAGUGUCCUGCUUAUUGUGUGGUUUUUUAGAAGCAAACGGCCACAGUACGGCAGACUUCCUCCAGCUCCUCCUGCCCUCCCAAUUGUCGGCAACAUGUUCCAAAUGAAUAUAAAAGCACCUCACAAAUCUCUCAUCAAGCUGAACAAGCAGUAUGGUCCAGUAUUCACUCUCUGGUUUGGCAGCACCCCUGUAGUGGUGUUGUGUGGCUUUGCGACUCUGAAAGAAGGUUUGAUUGAGAGAGGGUAUGAUUUCAGUGGCAGGUAUCUAGUACCGAUCCUCCAAAAGAUUUCAGCUGGCUAUGGGAUUGGCUUCAGUAAUGGUGAGAGAUGGAAACAACUUCGGAGAUUUUCUCUCAGCACCUUGAAGAAUUUUGGAAUGGGAAAAAGAAGCAUUGAAGAGCGGAUUCAAGAAGAAGCACAGUUCUUGGUUACAGCUAUCAGGAACAAACAAGAGAUCCCAUUUAACCCAGAUUUUCUGAUGAGAUGCGCAGUGUCAAACAACAUUUGUUCCAUUGUCUUUGGAGAACGGUUUGAAUAUGAAGAUGAAAGGUUUCUAACAUUGAUGGAAAGAGCUGAAGGAAUUAGCCGUGCUUUAAGCAAACCUGGAGUGCAGAUAUACAAUAAUUUCCCAAAGAUCAUGGACUUUCUGCCUGGGCCUCAUCAAAAGAUAUUCCAAAAUAUAGCAGGCUUGAAAACCUUUGUGAAUCAAAUGAUCCAAAGCCACAGAGAUAGUUUACGGAAAGAUUUCCCCAGGGAUUACAUCGACAGUUUCCUUAACAAGAUGGAUGAGGAGAAACACAACCCCAACUCAGAAUUCACUGAUGAGAACUUACUGAUGUCAGUGGUAAAUUUAUUUCUGGCUGGAACUGAAACAACCAGCACAACGCUGCAAUGGGCUAUCCAGAUUCUGGUGAAGUAUCCACAUAUUCAGGAGAGAAUAUAUCAAGAGAUCUGUGAGGUGAUUGGAUCCUGUCGAAGACCUUCUAUUGAAGAUAGAGCAAAAAUGCCUUACACAGAUGCUGUCAUCCAUGAGAUUCAGCGAUACAUCGACCUUGUUCCAAUGAAUCUCCCACGUAUGGCAACAAAAGAUGUAGAAUUCAGAGGAUACCUGAUUCCUAAGGGCACACUUGUGAUUACCUUACUUUCCUCAGCACUGAAAGCCACCAGCCACUGGGAGACUCCAGAGUCCUUUAAUCCAAACCACUUCCUUGAUGAAAAUGGAUGCUUCAAAAAGAGUGAAAGUUUCAUGGCAUUCUCUGCAGGAAAGAGAAUGUGUCUAGGAGCAUCCUUGGCUCGGAUGGAACUCUUUCUGUUUUUGACCACUUUGUUGCAGAACUUUGUCUUUAACUCUGUCAUUGACCAGAAGGAUAUUGAUAUAUCACCAGCUGCUAGUGGGAUCGUGGUUAUACCCCAUGUGUAUGAAUUCUGUGCCAUUUCUCGUUAAAUAAUUUAGCAUCUCAAAUAAUUUUAGGGGGUGGUAAGAAAAAGAAGAUUCCCAAGCCUACCUAUGGAAGCAGUGUAUUUUGAAUUUAUGAAUUUUAAAUGCACCCUAAACUUCAAUACCCAAAAUCAGUUCCUUGUAAUGAUGCAUAUUAUUUUUAAGUGGCCUGAAUAACAGUAGUUGAGAUGUCGUUUUGUUAUUAUGUUUUAUACAAUUUCCUUUUUGAUUUUUUAAAAAUCACUUGAAUUUUGCUCCCAGCCCAACUGAAAUCGUAACUCAUUUCACAUCUUGAUUUAAUUUGUCUAAUAUUGUUCCCAACUGUAUCUCAUCCUUAGCAUUGUUAAACAUUGAGUCCACAUCUCCAGUACCCUGUAGUUGGCUGGACAGCUGGUUUGCAAUGAAGAGUGACACCAAAAGUGGGUUCAGUUCCCACACUAGGGCUCUCCUUUUUAACUUCUUCCCUCACGUGAGGCAUGUGACCCUCAGGUUAGACCACCACCAGCUACCUCCUUCUAAUGAGAGAGCAGCUGUAUGGUCUGAGUGACUUUAUACCUUUGUUCAAAGUAAAGGGGCUUUAGUCAUACAGAAAUUAAAACUUGCUGCUUUUUUUUGGUCAUAUUGUGAAAAAUAAUUUUGCCACCUUUUGAAAUGCUACAAAAAUCACCAUCAUAGUAUAUUAUUCAAAAUGAGAGUUGAGUAUUUCAAGGACCAGUCCGUGCUGUCUUUGGUUCUGCUUUCAAAAACCACUUGUUUUGAUUGGUAAUUUGUCUUCCAUGGGAAAACAAUGAAAUUGUGGUAUGAAAUAAGCUUGGGUAAGAAUCCUGUACUUCCAUUUAUAUGAAACAUAAUUUUUCUAAUUAGUUACUAUUAACCAUGAAGUUCUUCUAAAUUAUGAAGAGUGAAAAAUUUAGAUUCCUCUGGUA
This is a messenger RNA of Stegostoma tigrinum, 2774 nucleotides long. Its product is annotated as cytochrome P450 2C18-like. The record is from RefSeq and is a predicted model, not a curated record. Gene Ontology annotation, biological process: xenobiotic metabolic process. Lineage: Eukaryota; Metazoa; Chordata; Chondrichthyes; Orectolobiformes; Stegostomatidae. The transcript is spliced from 9 exons. Gene Ontology annotation, cellular component: intracellular membrane-bounded organelle; cytoplasm. The coding region runs from base 367 to 1854 and encodes 495 amino acids. Gene Ontology annotation, molecular function: oxidoreductase activity, acting on paired donors, with incorporation or reduction of molecular oxygen, reduced flavin or flavoprotein as one donor, and incorporation of one atom of oxygen; heme binding; iron ion binding.